AUGGCCUCUCCCGCUCCCCUCCGCAUCGUCUUCGCCUGUGACGAGGCUGGCCAACCCUACAAGGAAACCCUCAAGGCCGCUCUGGAGAAGAACCCCCUGGUCUCCGAGAUCCUCGAUGUCGGCGUCAACUCCACCUCCGACAAGACCGCCUACCCUCACCCCGCCGUCGCCGGCGCCAAGCUCAUCAAGGAGGGCAAGGCGGACCGCGGCCUCUUCAUCUGCGGCACCGGUCUGGGCGUCGCCAUCUCCGCCAACAAGGUGCCUGGCAUCCGCGCCGUCACCGCCCACGACUCCUUCUCCGUGGAGCGCUCCAUCCUGAGCAACGACGCCCAGGUCCUCUGCUUCGGCCAGCGCGUCAUCGGAAUCGAGCUCGCCAAGAAGCUCGCGAACGAGUGGGUGACCUACCGCUUCGACCCCAAGAGCGCAUCUGCCGCCAAGGUCCAGGCCAUCUCCGACUAUGAGGCCCAGCUGGCUGGUGCCCAGUAA
This is a messenger RNA of Aspergillus terreus NIH2624, 486 nucleotides long. Its product is annotated as RpiB/LacA/LacB family sugar-phosphate isomerase. Gene Ontology annotation, biological process: carbohydrate metabolic process. The transcript has a single exon. Gene Ontology annotation, cellular component: intracellular anatomical structure. Gene Ontology annotation, molecular function: isomerase activity. The record is from RefSeq and is a predicted model, not a curated record. Lineage: Eukaryota; Fungi; Ascomycota; Eurotiomycetes; Eurotiales; Aspergillaceae. The coding region runs from base 1 to 486 and encodes 161 amino acids.